UUGUAUUUUUCAAAAAAUCUAAAUACAUUGUUAUAAAGUACUUUUGAGACUAUUAAAGUCUUGUUUAAAAUAUUUUUGCAUACCUACUGUUGUAUCGCUGAUAUUCACUUAGAAAGUCGAAACAUAAAAGUCAAUUUUCUUCAAAGUAUACGUCAAAAGGACUAUUAACUUGAAACGAAGAGUAGAAAAAUGUAGUGCUGGACUCGUAUAUACUAAUAUAUGGUUUCUGGAAUUGAUCGGAAGAUCACGCGAGAGACUUUCACGUUCGUACCAACAAUGACAAGUUGUACCAUCUUAUUUCACCUUGUUUGUUGUAUUUUAAUGGGCCUCAUGACAUCGUCGAAACCGCUGUCGAUUUUACUCCUGCAAUCUCUUCCAUCGACCAGUCAUCACAUUUGGGCGACGAAUUUGGUCAAAGGAUUGCUUCGCGAAGGCCAUCAAGUACACGCAGUGAGCACACUCAAGACUAAGGUCGAGGGUAAACUCGCACAGAACUUGACAUACGCCGUUUUUGAAGGUCUUAUGAAUUCUUCCGAUAAAUACGAGGAUUAUGGUCCGGCACAGUGGGAAAAAUACAAUGCAUUUCAUAUGGCGUAUGUUACAUAUCAAUGGGCCAUCUACGGAUGUGACAGAGUGAUAAAAACUAAUGCAGCGAAAGAACUUUUAGAAAUGAUCAAGACUGUUAAGUUUGAUGUCAUAGUGCAAGACGUUACUCUACAUCAAUGUUUGUAUGGACUGUGGAAGGUUGCUAAAGGUAAGCCACCCAUAGUUGGCUUUAUUCCGUUAGGCGCUGCACCAUGGCUCAAGGAUUAUAUCGGUGGUCCAAGUUACUCAACUGUUCGACCUUAUGCAAGUUCAGAUAUUGCAAAACCCGUAGGUUUGUGGCAGAGAACGUGGAAUACUCUGUAUUUUAUCGCGGACGAUUUUAUGAGACACUAUUAUUUCUUGCCUAUCGUUCAACGGCUCGCCGAAGAAUACAUAGGCCACUCAAUCCAGCCAUUACAUGAAAUAGAAAAAGACAGUAUUAAUAUCGUAUUAAUCAAUAGUUAUUGUGCAUUCGAGCCUGGGAUUCCAUUGCCACCGAAUGCUCUGGAGACUGGAGGAUUGCAUGUUCAGGUCGUGCAACCGAUUGUUGGAGACGUAGUGGUAACAUAUUCUGAGGAUGUGCGGAUAUUUCUUGAUGGAGCAAAGACCGGAGUCAUCGUAAUAUCGUUAGGAACAAAUUUAAAAUGGAAAACUGUUGAACUGAACAAGAUUAAGAGCAUAGUAUUGGCUUUGUCAAAACUAAAGCAACGAGUGCUUUGGAAGCUAGAUGCUAAAGCUAAAGUGCCAUUUAAAAUACCGGAAAAUGUAAUGACUGUGAAAUGGAUACCGCAACGAGAAGUUCUGUCUCAUAAGAAUGUGAAAGCAUUCUGGGCGCAGGGUGGUCUUCUCAGCACGCAAGAAGCCAUUUGGGAAGGUAUACCUAUGAUUAUAACGCCUUUUUUUAUGGAUCAAAAGUCCAAUGCGGAAAUAUUAGUGGCUAAAGGCGUUGGUAUUCGUUUGGAUUUUAAAAUUCUAUCCACGCAGUCCGUACUACACGCAAUUGAAGAAAUAUUUUACAAUAAAAGUUAUACAAAAAACAUGAAACGAUUAUCCAGCGAAUUCCGGGAUCGACCAUUACCGCCAUUAGAUUUAGCUAUUUGGAGCAUUAAACACGCCGCUCGUCAACCAAAUGGAAGUUUAACAACGCCGCUGAGAUCUCAAAGCUGGGUGGAACAAAAUCUAAUCGAUGUCUAUGCAUUUCUGGUUUUUACUGUUUUUAAUCUUUUGAUAAUAUUGUUAAGUGUAUUCUUUGCAUUAAAGUUACUCAUUAAUUUUUGUUAUAAUCGCAUCGUGUCUAAAUUGAGCAAGAGUAAACAGUCGUAAGUUGUUAAAAUAUUAACAGAUAUUUCGUAUAGUUAUAUAUAAUGUUAUACGUAAUAUAAGAAAAUAGAAUUAAUAAAUAAAUGUAGAAACUGUGGUAUUAACUCUAUAUAGAUAUUGUAAGUAAUAAAUAAUAUGUUGUAUUAUGAUAAAUUGUCCAAAUAAAUAAA
Messenger RNA from Temnothorax curvispinosus, 2075 nucleotides. Its product is annotated as UDP-glucuronosyltransferase 2B1-like. The record is from RefSeq and is a predicted model, not a curated record. Lineage: Eukaryota; Metazoa; Arthropoda; Insecta; Hymenoptera; Formicidae. The transcript is spliced from 7 exons. Gene Ontology annotation, molecular function: UDP-glycosyltransferase activity. Bases 220 to 1908 code for a protein of 562 amino acids.